AUGAAGCUCUUCUCUAUCGUCACGGUAGCAAUCGCAUCGAUGUCUGCAACCGCCAUGGGAAACUCGGUUCCUUAUGAGAGGCUUGACAAAGACAAGGCUGUUCUUCUUGUCGUUGAUUUGCAAGUCGGCCUUUACAAUGCUGUUAGAGACUUUGAUCCGGUCACGUACAAAGAGAGCAUCAUUGGACACGCCGCCAUUGGACAACUGUUUGACCUGCCAGUUAUCUUGACGACUUCGGCAGAACAAGGACCCAAUGGGCCAUUGCCGAAAGAGAUUACGGACAUGUAUCCAAACGCAACCUUUAUCAAGCGUCAGGGCGAAGUUGAUGCCUGGGACAACGAAGAUUUCCGCAAUGCCGUCAAAGCUACAAACAGGACUCAGAUUAUCAUGGCUGGCAUUGUGACAGAUGUUUGUACAGCCCAUCUGGCCUUGUCCCUCCGUUCUGAAGGAUACUCUGUUUGGGCCAAUGCCGAGGCAUCGGGUAGCUCUUCUACAUUCGUCCGCGACAUUUCCAACGAUAGGAUGCGACAUGCAGGUGUGCAAGUUGUCAGUCUUUUCUCCAUCGUUUGCGAUCUGAUGAGGGACUGGCGAAAUGUCCCUGGCGCGGCGGAAGUGUUUCCUUAUCUCGACAAGUAUUUCCCUGUUUAUGGCAUGGUUGCUAGGGCUCAUGCCGCGGCCACCACCAACGGAAUUGUCCAGCCGGGAGAGGGUGGCCUUAUCUAA
Molecule: messenger RNA, 723 nt
Organism: Trichoderma atroviride IMI 206040
Lineage: Eukaryota; Fungi; Ascomycota; Sordariomycetes; Hypocreales; Hypocreaceae
Source: RefSeq, a predicted model, not a curated record